UAGAUAUACUUGUAUAUUUCUCUGCUUUUCACUUUUACCAUCAAUUUAUAAUCGAUCCAUCGUGCGUUGGGACGGCACUGCUAGGGCUGCACGACAGCAGCUUCGAUUUCCAUCCCACCUUUUGACGUGUCUGUCUUGUCCUCCAAAACCCAUGGCUCAAAGCACAUCAUGGCAACCCUCGAUCCCGGCUCUUCUCCUUCAAGGAACCCAUUCGCGAGGCAGCCAAACGAUGUUUCUCAAGGUGUUUCUUUUUCGAAGAGCACAAUCCUACCAAGCCCCAAUCGCAAACGACCAACAUUGGCCACAACCGUUAACGAUGUCGGUACGAGCCUCGGAGAUGGCGUCAUGGCGACGCCCGCGGAUAGAAAGGUAAUGUCGUCGAACGGGGGCCCAAAAUCAAGCUGGAGAUUGCUUUGGCGGGGAGGUUUAGAACUUGGCAAUGAAGGUUGGAGGUUGGAAGGAAUCACUUUUUUCGCGCUCUUAUCCUUUUCAGCGCCAACCCCAACAGCGAUCCAUUCUAACCCAUUCUCUUUCCCUACACCACCUCCUUCCUUCUCUCCUGCACCUUCUUCACCAUUCCAUUCUUUACCAGGAGGAACGGUCGAUAUCUGUCUUUCACUCGAAUCCAUGAGAGGCAGGAAGUUCCUUCAGGUCCGCGGAUUGGUGCCCUUGCCAGAGGAGGAACUGUUGGAAGGUGAAGGUGAAGAGGAUGGUACGGGUGGGGUCCAAGUCGCCAUUGCUCCUGAAGCAUAUCUAUUGGCGGCGUACUUCACGGGGCUUUUGUGCAGGGAAGGGAAGCUGUCGAGUAGUGGAAGGACGCUAUGUGCCGUUGUCAUUGGUUUAGGUGAUGAGGAGGUUGAUGCAACGUCCAAAUCAACAAUUUUAAUCUACGGUCAGUUGCAGAAUCAAAGCACCAGUUCUUCAGACAAGGAUGCAACAAGACAAGGCGCUUUACGUCUACUUGUGGGAAGGAAGAGACUACCGCGACCACCAGCUAGCGAAAAAAGGAUCAGGCCAGGCGAACCAUUACCUCGAGCUCCCUUAUUCUUGCCCCCUGACAAUAAGAAGCCCUUCCACCCAUUCGCCCGGACGCUGUCUCGCUCAUCUUCUACUUCCAUUUAUGCUCCACCCCGCUCGGCUUCCGGAAUUGAACCACCUCCCAGGCCUGGACCUGCACCCGUUUCUGGACGAACGCCGGGGCGACGGGGCGAAAAGCGAGCAAUACAAAAUGGGAACGACGAACAACGAAAACGAAGGACUGGGAAGAUUAUUGGUGUCCCUGAGAAGACAUUGCCAUUUGAUGUUGCUGAUCAAUCCAAGGAGGAUGGAGAACGAAGAGAAAGGAGUAUGGUUCCUAAUGAGAGUUCCUACCGUGCAGCAUCUCCAUCACAAACGUCUAUGGUGGCUCCAGAAGCAGUUCUUGGGGAAGAGCAGGAUAUAUUCGGGUUGAGGGCGGCUUCGAUGAGCAGGAUACCUUCGGCCGGUGGGCGAUCUUCCAUCGCCGGCGAUAAGGUCGUGGGAGGUGAGGACAACUCUGAGGAACUUGCAGGUGUUGGACAAGCUAAGAGAGCCAGAGUACCUCAACAAAUUUUGGAUAACAAAGCUUCAAUCCGCAAGCAAACUCUACUGCUUCUAGAAGAAAGAGGGGUUUCUCGUACGAACGACCUCUUCAAAGAGAUAUUUGGAAUCACCACAAAGGGGGUGUAUUUUGCGUUUCGAGAUCGACUGGAAGAGACUCCUCUCCCAAAACCAGAUAUCCAUCGAGUCGUUUUAGGUCACUUGGACAUGUACCUCCCGACAUCCCCCUUCAAGCAAGUUCAUCCUGAAGGGACGAUAUUCGAAGAAGACGAGAAACCUUUCCACGAGAGUGCCGAUAGAAAAACCAACGUCAGCGGCGAGCAAUCGCUAUAUCUGCACGAAUAUCAUGACAGAAAGGUCAAACUAGAGCCCGUAGCUGAGUAGUAAUUCAGUGAAGACGGCACCAAACCGGGGGACUGCAGGACCCCUUACAUUACUGUAGCAUAGUGUACAUACGCAUAACUUAGAUUUCGGCCAGGUAAUAUUGGAAUAUUUUCAAAUCAAUCAU
Messenger RNA from Cryptococcus deneoformans JEC21, 2086 nucleotides. Its product is annotated as expressed protein. Lineage: Eukaryota; Fungi; Basidiomycota; Tremellomycetes; Tremellales; Cryptococcaceae. The record is from RefSeq and is a predicted model, not a curated record. The coding region runs from base 169 to 1962 and encodes 597 amino acids. The transcript is spliced from 6 exons.